UUGUUACGUGUAACACAGAUAAAAUACUAAAACAAUUUUGGGAAAUCGAAGAGGUAGAAGCUACACAAAAAAUGUCGGCAGAAGAAACAAAAUGUGAAGAACAUUUUCAAAAAACUCAUCGAAGACAAGAAACUGGACGCUAUUCAGUCUCAUUUCCCUUUAAGGAAGAAAAACCAACGUUAGGAGACUCCAAGCAAAUGGCAUUUCGUCGGCUUCAGGCAUUAGAAAGAAGACUAGAAAAGGAUCCACACAUUCGUACUCAAUACAAUGAUUUCAUGAAGGAGUAUGAAAAUAAACACCACAUGUCUGAAGUCUCAACUACUGAAGAGUGUUACUAUAUACCUCGUCAUUGCGUCAUACGAGAAUGCAGCGAAACCACGAAGCUCCGAGUGGUUUUUGAUGCCUCAGCCAAGUCAUCGAACAAUAAAUCACUAAAUGAACAAAUCUGUGUGGGACCUAAAAUCCAAGAUGAUAUAUUUGAAAUCUUCCUUCGUUUCCGUACGUGGAAGAUUGCUAUAUCGGCAGACAUAGAAAAGAUGUUCAGACAGAUAUCUAUGAACAAUGAAGAUAGAAGAUGGCAACGUUUUCCUGAAGCGUCGACAGUGGUUGAACGUGACUUCUAUGUGGACGAUUUAAUGACAGGUACAGACGAAGGCCAGGAGGCAGUUUAUUUGUGUCAACAGCUUACAGAGAUGCUAAAUAAAGGACAAUUUUAUCUUCGCAAGUGGAUCGAUCUCAAAUGA
Centruroides sculpturatus (bark scorpion) is the source of this 743-nucleotide messenger RNA. RefSeq lists its product as uncharacterized. NCBI's taxonomy places the organism in Eukaryota, Metazoa, Arthropoda, Arachnida, Scorpiones, Buthidae. The record is from RefSeq and is a predicted model, not a curated record. The transcript has 2 exons. Bases 72 to 743 code for a protein of 223 amino acids.